Lynx canadensis (Canada lynx) is the source of this 1153-nucleotide messenger RNA. RefSeq lists its product as uncharacterized. NCBI's taxonomy places the organism in Eukaryota, Metazoa, Chordata, Mammalia, Carnivora, Felidae. The transcript is spliced from 5 exons. Bases 1 to 1116 code for a protein of 371 amino acids. The record is from RefSeq and is a predicted model, not a curated record.
AUGACUGUAAUUCUGCCUAAUGUUAUGAUGAUUACUGUUCUGGAGGAGCUUACAGACUACUGGAGGAUAAAGACCAGAACUCCUGUUGGAACCCGUGUCCCUGCCCGUGCCCCUGCACUUCCUAUUUGUAUCCUCCAUGAUGGCCGAGACACAUCUGUCACUUUCUCCAACACCUGGCGUCAUACCUGGCUCAUAAUGAGCCUUCGUUUCAUCUCCAGUGAUGGUACAAUUUCCUCAGGCAUUGUGAAAUUCCAAGUCCCUCCUGAGGACCCCAAUACUUUUCUUCUGAGGCCCAGAGCCCUGGGAGGUAGUUCUCUGGGUUUGCGGCUGAGGGAUCCUGAGGCUCCGAGAGAAGUCAAGCUGGCUCGUAAGCUGCGGAGCCCUGACUUCAGACUCUGGGUUCAGGGCUUCACCUGCCUGCUCCGCCAGGCUCUCGAGAGAAGCCCUAGACUCCACACAGCCCUUGCGGAAGCUGAUCUCACCACUGUGGAGAAGUGGGUCCUUCUCCUGCACAGCCGCUUUGUGGAGCUGAGCGAAGCAUACCGAGUGAUCAGCCGGGAGGAGAGCCGCCUCAGCUAUGAUCGCCAGCUCUGCUCAGCCACUUCUCCAAAGUCUCCAGGAAGAACAGCCCGUCCUGGGUCUGCUCAAGCACACAGCAGCUCCUGGGAAUCCCCCAAUGCCCAAUACCGGGCCCAGUUUCACAGUGUGAGGCCUCAGCGACCAGAGUCGAGGCAGCAGCAGCACAAGCACAACCAGCGGGUGCUGGGGUACUGCCUCCUGAUCAUGUUGGCGGGCAUGGGCCUGCACUAUGCUGUUUUCAGGAAGCUGGAGCAGAUCCACCGCAGCUUCAUGGAUGAAAAGGAUCGGAUCAUCACAGCCAUCUACAAUGACACACGGGCCCGGGCCAGGGCCAACAGAGCCAAGCUCCAGGAGCGAGUGCAGAGGCAGCAGCUGCAGCCCCGACCUGGAGGCCCAGAGAUCCCAGAGAUCCUGCCUCCGGGCACAGGCCCCGCCCCGGCCCCGGCCCCGGAGCGGCCCGCUAGGACGGGGCCUGCUCUGUGUUGUUACCUCCUUGCUACCCCGGGGGACUCCCACUCCCCAAAACGCGUGCAAUAAAAUGAUUCUCAAAAAAAAAAAAAAAAAAAAAAAAAAA